AUGACUUCUACCGCCAGAAAACCUGGCAUUAUUAUAUUAGGUAACAGUGGUGCUGGUAAAAGUUUUCUUGGAAAUGUGAUUUUAAAUCGUGAAGCAUUCGAACAUGAAUAUCAAAUGCAAGCUACCACAGUAAAAACCGAAUAUCAAGAAUGUAUCCUAAAUCAGAAAACGUAUGCUGUUUACAAUAUACCUGGUCUUAUUGAAUUAGAUCAAGAACGUAUUGAUAUCAAUAUACAGGAAAUUGACAAAGCAUUUCAACAACAUCCGUAUGCUGUUGUAAUGUAUGUGUUUGGAACUACAAAUGGUAAAAUUCGAAAUGAAGACAUUGUAGCAUUUCAUGCUAUCAACAGUGCAUAUCCUCUUAGUGAAAAGUCCUUGAUAAUUAUUGUCAAUAGUUUGAGUCCAAACCGUAAAGCUGAUUAUGAAUCACAAACAACAUCGUUGUUAACUCAACACUUCAAAAUGAAUCUUCCGUACAUUUGCUAUGUGAAUGAAAUUAGUCAUGAAAAUGAAAAGCAACCACUUCGUCAACAAUUAAUACAAACAAUCACAACAGCUAUGCCAAAAACGCAUGAAAAACAACAUGAAAUUGAGUUGGUAGCGGCGCAAUUACAAAAAUUAAUAAAACAAGUUGCUGAAUUUCAAAAUAUAAUUGAAAAACAGCAAAACCAAAUCGACGAACAACAAAAAGUAAUCGAAGAUUACAAACGACAAAAAGAAGCAACCGAAAAUGAACGGCAACGAAAAGAAUAUGAAGAGACAAAGCGACAACAGAGGGAAGAAGCCGAAAAUCAACGGCAACGAAAAGAAUAUGAAGAGAGAAAGCGACAACAGAGGGAAGAAGCCCAAAAUCAACGGCAACGAAAAGAAUAUGAAGAAAGACAGCGAAAAAAAGAGGAAAAAGUUGAACAGGUCGGACGGGGAAAAGGUAAGGUCUGA
Didymodactylos carnosus is the source of this 939-nucleotide messenger RNA. The record is from the annotation of a GenBank genome assembly. NCBI's taxonomy places the organism in Eukaryota, Metazoa, Rotifera, Eurotatoria, Philodinida, Philodinidae.